AUGCUCCGCCUGGGCCCCGCGCUCCUGGCCCGCCUGGCCCGCGCCCCGCUCCGCGCCCCGCUCCGGCCGUGCGGGGCGGCGGCGGCGGGCCGUGGCAAGGAGCAGGAGCGCUUCGUCUUCCUCGAGUACGAGCCGGAUCCGGCUGAGAGGACGGCGGCGGCGCCGCGCCGGGAGCGGGAGCUGAAGCCGCGCCGGGAGCGGCGGGUGCGGGGCGCGGCGGCGGCAGUGCCGAGUCUGUCCGAUCCGUCGUUGCCGCCGAGCGGCGUGAGCUGCUCGGGCUGCGGGGCCGAGCUGCAGUGCGGGGACGGCGGCGCGCCGGGCUUCGUGCCGACCGAGAGGUACCGCAGCCUCCUGUCCGAGGGCCCCGCGGGGCUGCGCGGCGCCGUGUGCCAGCGGUGCUGGGCGCUGGCGCACCACGGGAGCGCCCUGCGGCUGCGGCUGCCGCCCGACGAGCACCGCCGCGUGGUGAGCGCGGCCCUGCGCCGCCCGCCGCGCCACGGCCGCGGGCCGCUGCUGCUCUACGUGCUUGACGUGAUGGAGCUGCCCGACCCGGUGCUGCCGCAGCUGCCGGCGCUGCUGGGCCCCGACGUGCCCGCCGCGGGCGUGCUGGUGGUGGGCAAUAAGGUGGACCUGCUGCCCGCAGACUGCCGCGGGCACCUGGGCCGGCUGCGGCAGCGGGUGGCGGCGGCCUGCGCCCGGGCCGGGCUGCGGGGAGCUGGGCUGGUGGACAUCCGCCUGGUGAGCGCCAAGACCGGCUACGGCAUGGAGGGGCUGGUCAGCCGGCUGCAACGCUCCUGGAAGUGCGCCGGUGAUGUCUACCUCCUGGGCGCCACCAACUCUGGCAAGUCCACGCUCUUCAACACCCUGCUGCGCUCCGACUACUGCAAGUCCCGCGCCCCCGACGUCAUCGACAGGGCAACCGUGUCCCCGUGGCCAGGAACAACACUGAACCUGUUGAAAUUUCCAAUUAUUAACCCUACAUGUGACAGAAUAUUCCGAAGGCAGGAGAGGCUAAAAGAAGAGGCAACAAAAACAGAAGAUCAACUAAGCAGUGAAGAAAAAAAGUACAUUAAUCAACUUAGAAAGCAAGGUUACCUAGUGGGAAGAGUUGGAAGAACAUUUCAACAGCAGAAGUCUAGUGCUGAGAUUGACUUCGACCCUGACAUGCUCUCUUACAGCAUGGAUGAAGAUCCUCGAGAUCCCCCUAAGAGGUUUGAGGAAAGAGAGGAGUUCACUUACAAUGAAGUGAAGGAUGCUCGGUGGUGUUUUGACACUCCAGGAAUUGUAAAGGAAGAUUGUGUUUUGAAUCUCCUAACAGAGAAGGAAGUAAAACUGGUUUUGCCAUCACAUGCCAUUGUUCCACGGACCUUUAUUCUCAAGCCAGGAAUGGUCUUGUUUUUAGCAGCCUUGGGACGUAUAGACUACUUAGAGGGAGAAAAGCCCACCUGGUUUUCUGUCUUGGCUUCUAACCUGUUGCCAGUCCAUGUUACUACACUGAGUAAUGCAGACACCAUCUAUGAGAAGCAUGCAGCCCAAGAAUUCCUAAAGGUUCCCAUGGGUGGGGAAGAGAGAAUGAAAGAGUUCCCUCCACUUGUCCCUCAGGACAUUACACUGAAAGGAAUUGGUACCACUGAGGCAGUUGCAGAUAUCAAGCUUUCCUCUGCAGGCUGGGUGGCAGUGACAGCUCACACAGAAGAGGAAUUGCUGCUCCGAGCCUACACUCCCAAGGGCACUGCAUUGGUGGUGCGGGAGCCUCCCCUUCUGCCUUACAUCAGUACCAUCAGAGGGGCCCGGAUCCCAGGCACUCCUGCCUACAGGACCAAAAAGCCUCCUUCCUUUGUGGAAAACAUAAGGACCACUGGAAGCAGAUAGCGCUUCUCAUCAUCCGAGCAAGGCAGAAGACAGAAUAGCCCCUGGAGAACCUUGUGACUUACUGGUAUUCAGAAAACUUUGGACUCAUUUUGAAAGGCCAGCAGGCACAUUUUGGAAAGCGGGGCUGGGGGGAGCUCCACAAGUCCACAUUUGAUCUGGUUGCUGAACUGCAGCCAUUAUGAACUGAGGGGCUGGGACCUUGCUGUGGGAGGGUAAAGAGCUUCUCCCUGAGAUCUGCAUUGAUGGGCAGAUCCCUUUACCUGUCCCUUUUGAAAUACAGGGUGGAACUCACCUGCCUGACCUGGUCUGACUUUGCUGCUCAUAGAGUAGGUGGUUUCUUGCAGGCAUGCUCCCUCAUGUCAGAAAUAGUUGCCUUGUUCUUAAGGUGUUUCCAUAGUUAGGAGGGUUGGAGGGAAUGCUCCAGUGUGGGUAUGACCCUCCUAGUGGCUGAUACUGAUUCAACAACAUCAACCAGAAGUCGUGUUCUUUCUCUCUCCUUCAGCAUCUGAAGCAGAUUAGGGUGUGCAGGAUUCUGCUUUUGGACACAGGAGAAGUGAUUUAAUGAAAAGCAGGUCUGCUUAUAUGCCUGAAGAGGAAAGUUUUGCAAUUCACUGAUUUGGUUUCUGUAGCUUGGGUAUAGGUUUUUGAAACCAAGAGUAUAGAAUAAAACUUCUCAAAGAUGAUCUUUUGUUGACCUAAUUGACAAAGAACUCUUUGUGUGGGCAUGAGCAUCUUGCUAAAUGCAUGAAAAUUCUAGUGCAAUAAUAAAAGUGCUCAAUCUGCCAAAGACAGGCAGACUGUGAGAGACACAUAAUCAGUCUGCUGAAAGAGGCAAAAAAAAAAAGUCUUCUGAUCGCCUUACCAUUUCACUGAUGUUUUCCUCAGUCAGUCCAUUGGUCCCCAGAGGUGGCUCUGCUGUCCUUGAGUCCUUGGUUGUUGUACUGAAGAAGCCUGGAUGAUCAGCAGAAAUCAUUGGCUCAUUCAGCAUCCUCUUCUCACCAUUGUUGCCUGUGGGAUGUAUUGGCAUUCCUUUAGUGAAACCUGUCCCUUUGCCCUGCUCUUUGUUUCCCCCCAUUUUCAGCCCAGACCCACCAUGUGGGUCUGUCUGCAGCCCCUGCUCAGGGCUGCUCUCUUCCCCUGUGUGAGGCUGCCAGGGCCUCCUGUGGAAUCACUUGCUGUGCUCUAGCACUCCCUUCACCUCUUCCUUGCCCUGCAUUGCUGCCUUCUUCGCUGCUCCCCCCACCAGGGGCUGGUGAGAUGGGGUGGGCCAGGCAGCGUCACGAUGGCUUUGAGAAGUGCUGGGUGCCAUGGGGUUUGAAAUUCAGCACUGUCUUGGGGGAGUUCCCUGUCCUUGCUGGCAGCUGCCCAGUUCUCCCUGUGUAGAAAAUCAGUUGUUCUUUAUGAAGGUCAAUCUGCUGCCAGUGAAUCCAGGGAAUGUGGUUCACAUGUGUUCAGUUUGUGUCUAGAGUUCUUCCUGUACAUUAGACAAAAUUAUGUGCACUCUCACCUUGAUUUCUCAGAAAGUCUUUUCUAGUUCUUUCUAGAAGAAAAAAAAAAACCUAUGGCAGCAUGUUCCUCACUGCUCAGGCUAUGGCUCACACAGUCUUCCUGUUUUCCUCUGUUUCUCUGUUGUGAAAGCCAGCACAUGUGUGGCCACUCCUAGGGUGUGCUUGGCAAGCAUCAGAGCACAGGCAGCAAGAUCCAGAAUGUGUUUUUCCAGCAUGGGUAUAUAGGACUGUAGCUGUCUUCCUGGCUGGAUUUCUUUGUGCUGUUGGCAGGCCUUACUUUUGGCUGCAAAAAUUACUGAAGGAGUUGCCAGCAAGACUGGUGUGAGGAUUAUCUGUUUUAGCUGUACUAAUCUUCACAGUCCUGUGAUUUUCAAUUUCCCUUUCACAAAGGGAAAAAACACCAUCUUUUUAAUGUUUAAGAGCAAGAUUCUGGAAGCUUUUUUUUUUUUUUUUGAGAUUCUUUUUAAAAUUACUUUUGUGAUGAUGGAAGAGAAAGUGCCAUAUUUUUCUCAACUGUUAUAACAAACACAGCAAAGCAACCCCUGUACAAAUUCUGCCCAUUCUUUUUGAGCAGGCCAUGGAUUUAUCAAGUACCUUCCUUGACUUGCUCAUAGCUAAAUGGGAGAACCAUGUUGCUUUGUGUAUUUCUUCAAGACUGGGUAUCCUGAACACUUUUAAGCUGGCAAGAGGCUAAACAACUUCUUUAUGUGUGUAGAAACAGCAUGAACAACUCGUGUUGUUCAGUUUAUGUCUUAAGCAAGAAUACUGAGAAGAAUGCAAAAGAAUACUUGUCGGAACCCAAGGUGUCCCUCAGACACUCUUGGAUGUUCCGGGUCCAGGGCAGAAGCCUCUGAGACCCUGGCAGGCAGCCAGAAACUUCUAUGGUCUUGAGUUUGACCCAUGGAACAAUUUACUAACUUUGUAGGAAGAACAAGAAAUCACAAAAGUUUAGAUAUUAUAAUAGAAGUAAUCACAAAGUAGAAGGUAGGAUUUUUGAGUGCUGUACAGGGGGGUUUUAGGCCUUGUACAGAGGGGUCUGAGUUUUGUACAUGGGGGUCAGAGGUUCUAAGAGGAGGGAUUUGGGCGUGCCCUGUCCUCCUUCUUUCUUCUUAUUUCCCAUGUUCUUGGUGGUGUUAGCACUCACAGAUUGGUUUAGAGUAGAAAGCCACUGUUUAACAUAGGUAAUAGGCAUUGGGGAAAAACUAUAAACAUUUAAUACGUAACGUGUGAUAUAAAAGAUGGCACCAGCCCCUCGGACGGAGAUAGAGACAGGGACAGGGACAGAGACAGGGACAGAGACAGAGACGGAGACAAAGAAGAAGACGAAAAGAAGACGAAGGGAGACAGAGACGGAGAGAGACGCAGAGAGAAAAAGAGUCAGGGACAAUGUCAGGGAGUCUGUGUGCCUUGAGAUAACAUGCAAUAAACUACCUUGAGACCAGACGACUGAAGACUACUGAGUCUUUCUUUGAAGGCACGGGUUGGAGGAGAGACUUUACCACCACCCGGAGUCACCCCAAUCUGGGGAAAGGCUCCGGCAAAUACUGAGACAGGGACCUUUGCAUCUUGAACAAAUGCCCCAAUCCAAACUCCUUCCAGGAUGAUUUGCAUCAAAUGGUGGUGAGAGAGAAAGAGUUUCAAGAUCUGCCAGAGCUGCCAACUUAAUAUCACAACCCAAAAGCAGGUGAAGGUAUUGAAAGAUAACAAAGUGACACCUAUUCCUUUUCAUCCUUGGCUGGUGUGACAGGUGUGUGGAUGAUGUACAUCAUGAGAAGGGGCUGGUAGACAGCACUUCCCCUCUGCACAUCAGGUGUGAAAGGCACUGUAGCUUUUGGAGGCAAAAGCCACUAUAAUGUUCUUGUGGGGGUGAUGCAAUUCUGCAGUUGCCUGAAUUCAGAGCUGUGCUUACAGGCCACAAAAAAAUUCAUCACUCCUGUCUGUCCAGCUUCCAGCUUAAAAGUAGCUUUGGUACUGAUUUCCAUUGCUUAGCAUAAUAGUCAUGGGCUGCAGAGGUGAAUUCCCCUGGCUCUACCUUUUUGCUUUGUAAAGUUUUCACACAUUUGGUGGCUUUACUUCUUUAGGAGCACUGCCUGGGGUGGUGUCACUCCAUUCCCAAUGUGAAACACACUGUAAUUUGCACAUACUGUUCCUUAAACUUUUACAGAAGAAUAAAAGUUUGGAUUUGUUUCCAUCA
Vidua chalybeata is the source of this 5574-nucleotide messenger RNA. It is a transcript of the gene NOA1, whose product is annotated as nitric oxide associated 1. NCBI's taxonomy places the organism in Eukaryota, Metazoa, Chordata, Aves, Passeriformes, Viduidae. The record is from RefSeq and is a predicted model, not a curated record. Gene Ontology annotation, molecular function: GTP binding. The transcript has 7 exons. The coding region runs from base 1 to 1872 and encodes 623 amino acids.